AUGAGGAUUUUUGUGGCAAUAUAACUUCACGUUUCACUCUUUAUAUUAAAUAAUCUGAAAAGGUUUGUAGAAGCUGACUAAUUUGAUCCAACUUUUGUGCCAAUCAUCCCUGAAAGUAUCUUAAUCAAGAAGGAUAUAAGAAAUCUAAUAGUACAGGAGAAUGAGAUAAUGAAUUUGGAUAUGGGUAAUUAUUAUGUCGGUAGCUUAUUAGACUAUUAGCUUGAUUGUAUUAACCUCGAGCAUAAUGACAUCAGCUAUGACAUUCAACAAUUAAUAAGCAUUUAAAAGCCUUUUAAAGUUGACUAUUCAGAGUUUUUCAUUGACACUCAGAUAUAUGAGCCUUAUAGAGAGCCUUUCAAAAGAUCUUCAAUUAUAGUUCUUGAUGAUUAUGGUCAACAAAAUUAUGUCAUUUUUUUAGACAGAAACCUGACUUUGCAUUUUUUGAAUAACUAGCAGUUUUCUUCCAAUUUAAUAUAUGAAAAUCACCCUUCAAUGAGUUUAGACAAGUCUAUAAUAAACGAUACAUGCGCUGACAUAUUACUUAAGUAAAUUUAUUUGAAAGAGUCGCUUCUUAUAUUUUGCAGGAGUAAAGUUCACUCUAAAAAUGGUGAUUAUUUAUAGCAUGUUUACGCAACAGUGGUGAUUCAAGAAUUCUUGUCUAAUCAUCCAAAGAUUAGAUAUAUUCUUUACAAUUAAACUACUGUUAUUUAGGAUCAUCCUGCAGGAUUAAGAUCAAUCGGUGCUAUAUUUCUUUCUUUAUCUGAUGCAAUAUUUGUAGGGAUGACUGCUGAAAAUGGCAGACUUAAACUAUGCUUAUUUAUUUAUCACAAUAAAAUUGAGGAGGAAAUGAUACUUAAAGAUGAAACAUAUAGAAUAGUCAAUUAAAAGGAUCUACUAGAAGUUUCAGCUUACAUAGACUUUGAUGAGGAAUUCGAAAGAAGAGAAUUGAUAGAUAUGAUGUUUCUUCCAGGUUUAGAAGAUUAACAGCUUGUUUUUUUGUUUGAGAAUAUGAUCAUCAUAUGUCCUGUUCCUAAGACUAUCUAUUUACCAUCAAUGAUAAUGUAAAGAAUAAGUUGUAACUCAGAUAAUGGUGAAUUAGUAAACUCAACUAAUGGGGUCUCACUUUAUCAGAAUCCCUAAGAUUCUAAUUAUUUCUAUGUGGCAAAUUCUAUGCCACCCUCUGUUAUGGAGAUUGAUAGGAGAGAUAGCCAAAAUGUGUUUCCUACAAAGAUUUAUAAACCACCUAAUGAGGAAUCAAUUAAUGUUGGUCUAUCAACUAUGGCUACAAAUAAUAACUAUAUUAUUCAUCUAAUACAAAAUGUAUAAUCUGGUAAGUAGAUCCUUCGCUUCUACAACAGAAGAGGAAAUAGAUUUGAAUCAGUUAAAUUUGAUUAUUACUUAAACGAAAACGAUAGGACGAACUUUUUUUAUUUUCCCAAUUACUACUUCAACAUACUCUAAUAUAGAGAUGAAAAUAAAGUAAACCUGACUAGUUUUUUCGACUAUAGAAUAACUAUUAAUGCUUAGAAUUCUACAUUGGUAAGGAAAUAUGAAGAGACUAUCUUUGCUUGUAAAUUAGAUAUAAGAAAUAAGUUUAAUCACCUUCAAAGAGAAUUCAAUCUAACUUUUGUUGGGGAAAACUACACAAUCAUCCAUUCAAUUAAGGGAUUCAAUAACAAUUCUUUAAUUAAAUAAGACAUCAUUUACAACUGUGGAGAUUCUAGGUUUUCAUAUGAUGCAGAUAACUUCUUCGUUGGUCCUAACUUUGGACUAGAAGUUCGAGUAAAGCAUGAUGAUAAUUGUAGCAGUGGAAGUUGUUAUUUCAAAGUAUAGAACACACUUUUUGAUUAUAAUUUCUUCUCUAAUGCACCUAAUGAAAACUGUACUGACGCCUUCAUCUUUCCUUCACUAAAGGAUCCACAGGAACUAACAAGUCCAUUUAUUUACGUUUGUACCAAUAUGGAAUAAAACUAUAUUAGUUCCUUUAACUUAAGCAGAGAAACUGAUCCAAACUAUUUGAUAUUAACAAAUUAAAUAAGCUUCAACCCUUUAGACAUGUUCGAUUAUCACUAUGAUCUAGACGACAGAGCAAUUUUUAAUAUUGUAAUUGCAAACGAAUGGGCAACAAAUUAAGUAAUGAUAUUGUUCUAUGAGAUUGAGUCAUUGCUAAUUUGGAGAUCUGCUUAAAAUGUAACAAAUUUAAAAAUUUUUAAGGAGUAUGAUGAUAUUUUACAUAUCCAUUAUAAUUAAGAUUUAAAUUAUGGAACUGUUCUAAGUUAAUAUGGAUACUAUCUUGCUAACGAUUCCUAUUGGUAACAAAUUCUAGUCUUCAAAAUAAACUUUACAAUACCUGAGUUAUAAGAAGUUGUAACACAUAAUUUUUACGUACAAGGAGCUCAAAGGUAAUCUUAGGCAGCAUUAUCUUCAAAUGAAUUUUUAUUUACUUUGAAUGAUGGUGGAGUAAUUAACAUCUAUCAGGUAUUGUUUGGAUAUUACUCAAAGAAUUUAAUUUAUUUAAGGAACUAUACUUUAAAUUACGAUGAUCUUCAAAGUUUCGACAUUUUCGAUUAGAAAUAUCUAGUCCUCUAUACCAGCUUCAGAGCUGUUUAUGUUUUUGAGAUUUCAAAUUAGAUUUACAUAACCUAUAAAAUGAAACUUCCUUUAUAUGAAUGGUAUUCCUAGGAAAAAUUUCAUAUUUAGAAGUGGGCGAUAAAUGCAAUAACAUACUCAUACUAUAAGGGUUAUCUAGCUAUUCUAUAUGAAUCAGAGUUUAAUGAUAAAUAUCAAAAGACAAAUGUUCUUGUUUAUAAUAUAGCAACUGAUAACUAAUUUAGCUCAUUAGUAAUAGCAUAAGAUUUCAGUUUCAUUUAUGAAAACGGUACCAAUAAGGAUAUUAUAAUGUUCGGAAUGGGCAAUAAAAUAGGAGCUGUACUCAUUUCUACAAAUAAAGUCCUUGCAUUGAAUGUUGAAUUAAAACCAAGAAUAAUGCUAGCGAUUGGUAUGAAAGCUAAUGUAAUAAAGAAGUGUUCUUAACUAAAGCAUUUAGUAUAAUCAACUAAUUCAGACUUUGAUCGAGCUAUAAUUAUUUCAAAUCUAAGCAUUAAUGCAAUCUCCUUUUUCAAAGGUUUUUAAUAAACUGAUAAGCUUCUUAAAAUAAAAGUAUAUUCCUACAAUGAGGGACUGACCAUAACUCCUACUCUAAAUAAGGUAGUAUCUAAAACAUUUUCAAAUUCUAAAGGAACUUAUGAUAGUGAAACUUUGUUACUUCAGGAAAUAGUUGAAGGUUAUAGUAUAUCCUUCAAUUUAAGCUGUAGCUAUUAUGAUCUUGAUUAAUAGUUUCAAACUUGCAAUUAAAAUAUCUAAGAAAAUACAAAAGAUGUCCCUUAUAAGUUUUAUUUGGAGUUUGUAACUACAAACCGAAUAGUUAUUAGAUCUUUCACUUUAGAUAAGUUUUUCUUAGUGUUUGAUUCCUAAGGAAAUUGGAAUUUAUUAAGGUUUGAAGAUGGAAAUCUUGACUUACAGUGGUAAAACGGGAGAGCAAUGCAAAACAUAGAGACAGGCAGAAUCAAUGAGACUUUCGGAUGCGAACUUGGGAACUAUUUUGGAGUCUUUGGCUAUCAAUAUAGCCCCGAUUAAAAGAUCUUUCUGGCCCUCUACUAGUGUAAGGUUGAUGAAAGACUUUAUUUGAGAUCAGCAUUUAUUGUAGUAUUUCAAGAUCUACCGAAACCUGAAGAUAAGCACUUAAAUGUUAUUAUUUUCUAAAAUCAGUACAGAGUUUCAUUUCCAAUCAUUGAUAUCUAAGGUGGAGAGAUUACUUUAAAUUAAUCAAGCAAGCUCAUGUAUACUAUGGUUGGUGUUUCCUGCGAUAUUCCGAAUUCUUUUUCCAAUAUCUUCUAUAUACUCAACCUGACUCUUCAUCUAGACGAAUUCAAGAUGAUCUUAGAAUAGAAAUCUUGGGCAAGCUCAGUUACAUAACUCAAGAAUACAUAUAAAACUGGCAAGUUAGUAUCGAUUCCGAAAUCUAAUCUGCUUGUUGUUACUGAUUCCGACAAUGGUGCUUACAUUUUUGAUUUAAUAACAUAUUAGUGUAUUUGUGAAAUUGAUGUUGUUGGCGAUAAUUAUUUCAAAGAUUAGUAUGCAUAGUUUAUGGGUCCUUUGAAAGUAUUUAAUGCUUUUGGUGAUUGGCCUUAUAACAUUCAUAUCUUUACUAACUACGGUAUAUAUAUUUACACUUUUGAUGUGAACCUUUAAGAUAGAAGUUAAGUUUUCCCAGAUUACAAGACUAACAUGAAGAUUAAAAAGAAAUUGAUUUUGAGAAUUUAAUUUGAUUAACUAGAUUCAGGUAUCUAGGGAAAUGAAUAUGGCUAUACAUUUUUGACUAGAGUCAAUACCUCACAAAGUACUUAUGAUACCUAUCUAGGCGCAGUUGCAUUUUACUCUGGAACAUAGUCUAAAAUACUAAAACUUGUUAAGCUAGGUACAAACUUUGAGUGUAACUCUCUGAAUCAUGAUUCCUUCUUAAGUGACAGUCCUUAUGAUUAGAUAGCCAUAAGUUUUAUUUGCAAUACUUAGCUCUAUGUAGUAAGAGUUUGUACAAGACCACAUUUAGAAAUAAACUUUGUAAAUCUUACUUAGAAUGUUUCUAGCAAUCCUGACUUAAAAGGUAAAAAAAGCAAUGGACCUCUGGAUUAUAAUUAGUUCAAUAUAACUGUAAGAGCUAGUAACAUGUUCAGUUAACUGGAUGAUAGGCAUGAUGAAGAAGUAGUGGUGAUCUAUAACUUUUAAAAUCAAAUCAAUAGUGAAGAAAAGAUUUACUAUUUAUCAAGUUUUAUACUUUUGCUUUUGAUCACCAUAUUUUUGAUUAUAUUCAAUUAUCCAGCUUUAAACAAAGCCAAUGACCUUAAUGGAAGUUUACUUAAACACUUCAAUCUAAAACAAAGCUUUCUUACGGAGAAUGAAGAUUCUAAAUUUAAACGUAAUAAAGGGAAAAAUAAAUACGAUUUGUACAUGAUAAAGGAUAGACUAUCAACUAUAAAUGCCUAAGAGGAAGGUUAAGAAAAUAGUGACAAUAAAACCUCACCAAAGCCAAAACAGUCUAAAAUAAUAUAAAUAGAUUUAUAAAGUUAAAAAUUGAAGGAAAAAUAUGCUAAAGAGAAAUUAAUGCUAAAGAAAAGGAAGAGAUUUUCUAGCAAAGCUCCAACAGAAGAUGAUGAUAAAAAUAAUAGUAAAAAUAUAGAAGAUAAGAAAUAUCACCUAAAUGGGUAUGAGUUGUAACAGUACAAACUAAGGAGGAUAGAUUCAUCCUUAGAUUAUGAAAGUAGUUUUAUAGACAGCAGGAAAGAUCCUUCAAAGAGUUAAAAGAUUAUCAAGAAUACAUAAAAAAUAUCUGAUGAGGUAUAAUGA
Stylonychia lemnae is the source of this 5403-nucleotide messenger RNA. Lineage: Eukaryota; Ciliophora; Spirotrichea; Sporadotrichida; Oxytrichidae. The record is from the annotation of a GenBank genome assembly.